Molecule: messenger RNA, 558 nt
Organism: Culex quinquefasciatus (southern house mosquito)
Lineage: Eukaryota; Metazoa; Arthropoda; Insecta; Diptera; Culicidae
Exons: 2
Coding region: 6-335 (109 amino acids)
Source: RefSeq, a predicted model, not a curated record
GCUCGAUGUGUCACAGCCUGCGCCAACACCGGCGGCCAACGAUCUGCUAUCGGACCUGGACCAAGGCUGGCGCCAAGUUGACCCGGUGUACGAAGGACCUUUGUCAGUUGCGGCCGGAAACGCCCAGGAUUCGUUCUGGAGAGGAGUUGCAACGAACUACACGACCUCCUCCCGGAACUCCUCACCGAAGAUUGACGCUACCUCGUAACCCACAAGAUCUUCCCCGACCCGGGCAAGUUGCUACAUCUAGCGAUGGCGGAGGGGUUGGGAAAGCGUCCAUGGCGGUUUGGGCGGUUGCUGUUCGGCGGGUUCAAGUUCAAUCGACUGCAAUUUGAGUGGUGACCAUUGGGUGACCUGGUGGAGAAGCGAUUCGGCGGCCCAACUCAACGAGUGUACCCUGACAGCAAAGCGAGUCAGCGACGACGCAACGAUGCUGCCAACGCCCUGCCAAAAGAAGUUCCCGCCUUCGACCGUGAUUGCUAGUUAAAAGUAUAUUAUUUAGAAUGUAAAUUAAAGAAAAAAAACACGUGCGUUUAAAUAUAAAAACAACCUUUGUUA